CAGAGCUGGAGUAAACUAUAGGAGGGACAUUGUUCAAAUCCAAUGAGUGAAAGUAGGACAUCAUUUGUUCGACUCUUCGUGGGGUUUCUCCUCAGUGCGACAGGUACCUGUUGUCCCAUUGAGUUGAGCCCCCCCAGGGUUGUGGUGCGAUAUGGAGACCCAGUCUCAGCCAACUGCAACACAACAGAAAGCGAGCAUGGUGGAAUGGGCUGGGAGGCUUCACAGGGAGGCAUACGUACUGAGAAGGACAGGCAUUUACGCUGGAGUUUGGAGAAUCUCACAGAAUGGUCCAUGUCACCCAUAUGCUUCAUCAACCCACACGAAGAAUUUUCUAAAUGGGAACAGUGCUCCAUGAAACUAGAAGUUGUUCUAUACAGAUUCCCAGAGUCCAUCAGAAUCGAGUCCAGUGGUUCUAUGCGAGACGGGAGGGAAUACACUUUAACAUGUGACGUCGGCUCGGUAGCACCGGUAAAAUAUCUCACUGUGAGGUGGUACAAAGGAGAUACAAUCAUCAAUACAACAACUUUUGACAAUCCAAGUAAGGAACCAGUGGAACAGCGCUCUGUCUUCAGCUUAAUACCUACUAGACAAGAUAAAGGAGUCAAGUUCAGAUGUGAGGCACAUUUGGACCUGGGGCCAGAAGGGCCACAACUCUCUGUGUUUUCAAACGAGAUUACUGAUGACUUUCUUUUUGGACCAGAUAUUCAAUGUUCUCUUCCGGAGUUAUUCGAGGGGGACAUUUUGGAUACCCUCUGCUCUGUGACAGGAAAUCCUCCCCCUAUUGUCUACUGGCUGAAAAAUGGAGAGCCCCUAGAACCGAACUACACUAUGAGCAGGGAAAAAGCAGGGUUGUACACCAUCAAAGCUGAGGGCUAUGUUGAAGGCACACGCGACAUCGAGGUCUUUGUGAUAUAUGGACCAGAGUUGACGUGUCCAAGCAAUUACACCGCACAGGAGUACGCUCCUUAUAACCUCACCUGCACUGUUAAAGGGUAUCCUGAACCUCAGAUGAUCUGGUACAAAGAUGGGGACGAGGUGAAACUCCCAGACUACUUCAGAAGAAAUGAUGCAGGGCAGUACUUGAUCAAUGCUUCUAACAUCCACUCAAGUGACACUCAAACAGUGGAGCUUGUCAUCAAAUACCCACCGUCACAGAUACUUGAGCUCGAAGACUCUGAAGUCGAGGUUGGUUCUGAUGUGUGGCUCAAGUGCUCCUCCAUGGGCAACCCACGACCAACCUAUUCAUGGUCAUAUUACCAGACUGACAAUGUGAAGGACUUAAAUGAUGAUGGAGUGUCACGUUUGGAAAUCCAAAGUGCUACUGCAUACAACAUCGGCUCCUACACUUGUCAGGCCUCGAAUGAGAUAGGAAAUGUCUCUAAAACUGUCAGAAUCACAGUAAAAGGUGCCGAACAAGUAUGCCCAAUUGAAAUAACUCCAAAGAGAUUGCUGAUACCAUACAGCAGCAAUACCAAGAAUGUAACAUGCACACCAGCAUCUGCCAACAAGAAUUUCAAAGCAUUAUACUGGCACGGCGUCAAUACCACAGGCGCAACUUGGCAAGUUGACACCCAUAAAGACUGGGACCUGAUACCUGUCUGUAAUGCAACAUUUGAUGGAAUAGGGACAUGCAGUAAACGCUUUGACUUCAUCCUCUACAAAACACCAGACAGUGUCUCCAUCCAUCGUGUGGACAACAGCAGCUCAAAGGAGGAUGAAAUCCUCCAGCUGCGAUGUGAUAUUUCCAACGUUGCGCCUUAUCAAAAUCUCAUUGUGCGGUGGUACCACGGGAAUAAAACCAUUAAUUCUUCGAGCAACGGCUCAAAGGAAGUGAGUGGCUGCCCGCCUGAAAACAGCACAAAUUGUGACAUCAGGACCCCGGUAAAUGUAUCAUAUACCAUCAAUAUCACCAUGAAGAGAAAACUCAACGAAGCAGAGUUCAAAUGUCAGGCACAGUUGAACCUGGGACCAGAGGGACCACAGCAUCCUUACAAGGAGUCCAGUCCUCUCAACAUUACUGUCUAUUCUAAGCCGGUCAUUAAUGACACAAAGCUCGAGAAUAAAAUCCCUUUGUUCAGUGGUUAUCCUGGGGAGCUUGUUUGUGAAGCUGACGGACACCCAACUCCAAAGAUCCAGUGGCAUUACAAUGACAAAUAUUUCCAAUUUGGAGGCAAAAUCAAUGUUACGGAGCAAGGCACCUACAUCUGCAACGCCACUAACUCUGUCGGUUCUGCAACCCAUGAGGUCAAAGUGAUUUUAAAAGAGGACUACCUGCCCCUCAUAGCUGGAUUUGUGGCUGUCACAGUAGUGAUCAUCUCCGUCAUCUUCCUCUUCAUUUACUCCAUCUACUACAAGAAUACCAAGAUGCGCCGCUACAGCCUUAAAAACCCAAGACUUAGCACCCACAACGGCAACGUUGCUCACAAUGGUUGGGACAUGCAAUUUCCUAUGACGAAACUGUCAUAGCAGCACAUCUGUUAACCACUCUGAAUGAGCUUCAUAUCAGCGCGACCAGAAUUAACAGUGGCUAAAAGGCUGAAUACCACUCAGUCAGCUUACUCACACUGGACUCUUUGGAAAUCUGUUUUUCUCACAUCUGUUCCCCACAGAUAAUAGUUUUUUUUACCCUUUAUGGACUAAUCUAAUUUUUUUUAAAUUAGCAAUGUGGCAUGAGAUGUUCAAUUGAAUAUUUACUACUGGAUUCGACCUGUUUUUGACUGGACAGGAAGAAGAGGAAGAGGAAGGACUCAAAAUUUGGCUCUGAGCUGAUGAAUUGUUAAGAUAUGAAGAAAAAUACCAAAACAGUAUCUCUUAUUAUUUUUAAUAAGAACAAAGGGAAUUUAAUAUGAUUAUUAAUGUUUUUGUUGCAUUUGUUUUAUUAUUGUUUUUUCUGCCCCUAUAACUUGCACUCAAACUUAGAUCUAUGUAUGCAAUCAUACAGAUUUAAGUUUGUGUCAAAGUGACACAGUAUUACCCUGAGACUGCUGGAGUUUAAAAAGUCACACCAACAGGAAAUGCACUACGUGCUUAUUUAGGUGUGACACUGAAUCUGUGAAAACGAAACAAACCAGCUGUGGUUAUUGGUGAACACUAUUGUUUUUGAUCACUGUCCCUUCACUUUUCUUUGUAAGCCACUCUGCACUUGUUUCCCUCUGUGCCAUGCUGUGUCAGGCUCUCAGUUUAUGGGGGGCAUUGUUUUAUCUGCGCGGUUGUAUGCUUUUCUAUGAAUGUCUGCAUUAGAACUGUUUAUUCAGUAUAAUUUUUUAUGUAAAUGUAAAGCCUUGUAUUUUUUUGUGAGGAACCAUGAGGAUAGCACAAUUUGGUAUUGAAAAUUGGACUGCAUACAAGGAUGUAAAUGUUGCAAAUGUUAGAGCAGUUAGUGGGGCUGAAGUCCUAUUUCAGAUAAUUGGGGACAUGAAGACGUUCAAAUGUAUAUGUGAAUACUGCUGUAAAUAUUUAUGACAGGUGUAAAACAAUAUUUUAAUAUUAAAAAUAUGGCUUUUUAAACAAA
This is a messenger RNA of Scomber scombrus (Atlantic mackerel), 3511 nucleotides long. Its product is annotated as hemicentin-2-like. The transcript is spliced from 11 exons. The record is from RefSeq and is a predicted model, not a curated record. Lineage: Eukaryota; Metazoa; Chordata; Actinopteri; Scombriformes; Scombridae. Gene Ontology annotation, biological process: cell-cell adhesion. Gene Ontology annotation, molecular function: integrin binding. Bases 43 to 2466 code for a protein of 807 amino acids. Gene Ontology annotation, cellular component: membrane.